Cucurbita maxima (winter squash) is the source of this 920-nucleotide messenger RNA. RefSeq names its product peroxiredoxin Q, chloroplastic-like. Lineage: Eukaryota; Viridiplantae; Streptophyta; Magnoliopsida; Cucurbitales; Cucurbitaceae. Gene Ontology annotation, biological process: cell redox homeostasis; cellular response to oxidative stress. Bases 115 to 753 code for a protein of 212 amino acids. The transcript is spliced from 4 exons. Gene Ontology annotation, cellular component: chloroplast thylakoid membrane; cytoplasm. The record is from RefSeq and is a predicted model, not a curated record. Gene Ontology annotation, molecular function: thioredoxin peroxidase activity.
UAUCUACGCAUCUGCCAUGUGUAGCGUCGUCUUCAUCCACCGCCAAGAUAAGAUGCAAUAGGCAGAAACGGGGGAUUUUGAGAGCACAUUUUCUGAGAAUUUGACGCUCCAAAAAUGGCUUCUCUCCCUCACCCAGUAGCACAUUUUCUUGUCCCCUCUCUAACUCCCAAAACCCCAUCUUCCAUUAAACUCCCAUUUCUUCCCAAAUCCUCCAAUUCCCAGUUUCUGGGAGCCCAAAUUUGUGUUCGCAUUUCCCCUACCUCUGUUCCUUCUUCUUCCUCCUUCAAAAUCACCAUCUCUUCUAAGGUGAACAAGGGCCAAGCCCCUCCUGCGUUCACCCUGAAAGACCAGGACGGGCGGAAUGUGAGCCUCUCUAAAUUCAAAGGGAAGCCUGUGGUUGUCUACUUCUACCCUGCCGAUGAGACUCCUGGCUGCACCAAGCAGGCUUGUGCUUUCAGAGAUUCUUAUGAGAAGUUCAAGAAAGCAGGGGCUGAGGUUGUCGGCAUUAGCGGCGAUGAUUCAUCUUCACACAAGGCUUUUGCAAAGAAAUACAGACUUCCAUUUACAUUGCUGAGUGAUGAGGGUAACAAAGUGAGGAAAGAAUGGGGAGUUCCUGCCGAUCUUUUUGGAACAUUGCCUGGACGACAGACUUAUGUUCUUGAUAAGAAUGGGAUUGUGCAGCUCAUAUAUAACAAUCAGUUCCAACCCGAAAAGCAUAUUGACGAGACCCUCAAAUUACUUCAGAGCCUUUAAAUCUAUGUAUUCCUUGUAGAAUUAGGAAGGUGCUAUUUGUUGGUAUCGGACGAUUAUCUGGUUCUUGUUGAUAUCAAUUGAAGCAGUUUAUGUGUAUGGAAGAACUCUUGAUAGAAUAGUGUUGGUACUCUUUGUUCGGGUUUCUUUUAUUAUUAUUAUUUGUUGAA